GCGGAGAGGUGCUUUGGGGACCGAGCGGGACAGGGGCGUCCCACUGCCCGAUCCCACCCCGGCGCUUUGCAUAAAUAAAUAAAUCAUGCAGCAAGGGAGAGGUGGAGAGAGAGGGCGAGCAGAGGAGGUUACUUUGGGAAGCCGCGCAGCUCGCUCAUCCCAGCCCCGUAGUUCGAAGGGAGUGUGUCAUGUUACAGGGGAGCCACGAUCAGCCAGAGCACAACGUCGCCAGAGCAGCUGAGAAUUACCUCUCUCUAAUGGGGACUUUCAUGUGCAAGCUCCUGGCCAGUUUGCGAAGGAACUGAAACGGGCAGCUUAGAAGGAAUCAAAAACCCCCCAGCGAACCAAAAGACAGAAACACAGGAGGAAAAACAAAAAUCUUGAUCAGAUUAUUUUUCCCCCUCGCACUCUUUGCUGCAGUUGGAUCUCUUUUUUUCUGCACCUCUUUUAUGACAGGGAGGGAAUGUUGGAGGAGAAGAGCUGGAAAGGCGUCGACGAAGCAGCUUUUGACAGGGGGUGUGUGACUCCCCCCAGGACCGGCGAUGGGGAGAGAUGCUGCCGCCUCCCUCUCCUGCUGGGCUCGGGGCUGCCCGGCGUCUCCCUGCUUUCUCUGGUGCUGAGCCUCCUGCUGUACUUUCGGACCUCCGAUCUGCAGUCCCGGGUGUCCCACUUGGAAGCGGACAGACCCACACAGCUCCCUGCCUGGCUCUCAGCAGACCAAAUGGAGACGGCUAUUUUGGGAAGAGUUGACCAACUGCUUGAUGAGAAAUUGAAGUUUCACUUGCCGAGACAUCGAGAAGUUCGAGACACACACCAGCGAUGCAACUGCCCGGCAGGUCCGCCUGGAGACAAAGGUGCGAUGGGAAUCCCUGGGCGGCCGGGACUAAAAGGGCAAUCUGGAGAGAAGGGUGCUCCAGGAGAAGCCGGCAUGUCUAUCAUCGGGCCCCGCGGUCCGCCUGGACAGCCUGGAACAAGAGGUUUUCCUGGAUUCCCGGGCCCUAUUGGCUUGGACGGCAAACCGGGUCAUCCUGGACAGAAGGGAGAGACGGGUGCUGCAGGUCCCAGGGGACAACCUGGACCCCCAGGACAAAAAGGAGAAAAGGGUCAGUGUGCAGAGUACCCGCACAGGCUGUUGCCUCUCCUCAAUUCAGUGCGGCUGGCUCCACCUCCGGUCAUAAAGAGACGCACUUUCCAGGGUGAACAAGGACAAGCAGGGAUUCAAGGUCCCCCGGGGCCCCCUGGACCACCAGGGCCCACUGGACCGGCUGGACCUGAAGGAACCCCAGGACGUCCUGGGCCAGUUGGACCCCCUGGCAGAGCGGGAGAACCUGGGAAGCCUGGCAGAGACGGAAAGGGCUUACCUGGGCCUCCUGGACCAAAGGGAGAGGCUGGGAUUCAGGGAUACCCUGGCAGAAAGGGUGAGGUGGGCGAGUCAGGCCUGCCCGGUGCCCGUGGCCUCCCUGGAGCCUCUGGCCCCAAGGGUGAAAAAGGGGACGCUGGCAUAAAGGGGGAGAGAGGCAUGCCAGGGCUGCCAGGAAGACAUGGCUCUAAGGGCGCUCCUGGGAUGGCCGCUGCAGGGAUGAAGGGCGAGCCUGGGACUCCAGGAGAAAAGGGAGAUCCUGGAGUCCCAGGGAGGAUGGGCCCCCCAGGUUUGCCAGGGAAGAGGGGGCAGCGGGGCGAGAAGGGACGAGCUGGUGACCCUGGGCUUCCUGGACUCCCUGGGCCGAAGGGAGAGAAGGGAAUUGCUGAGAAUGCCUUGGUGGGAGCUAAAGGAGAACCUGGCCCUCCAGGUCUGCCUGGACCCCCUGGACCAAAGGGAGAAGCUGGUGACGUUGGCCGGCCCGGUGCUGUAGGGUCACAGGGAGAAAAGGGGGAACGUGGUUCACCAGGAGACCAGGGACCCAUGGGCCCAAGGGGCCCCAAAGGAGAGCCUGGGAAGGAUGAAAUGAUGGACUAUGAUGGGAACAUCAGUGAAGCUCUCCAGGAAAUAAGAACUUUGGCCUUGAUGGGACCCCCAGGACUUCCAGGUGUGGCUGGACCUCCAGGGCCACCAGGACAGAAGGGUGAAAUUGGCUUGCCAGGUCCUCCAGGCCAUGAUGGAGAAAAGGGACCACGUGGCAAGCCUGGAGAAAUGGGCCCCCCUGGCCCUCACGGACUGCCAGGAAAGGAUGGACCCCCUGGAAUAAAGGGAGAGCCAGGCCAUGUCGGGGGCAGAGGAGAGAAGGGCGAUAAGGGAGAGCCAGGACAAACGGGCUCACCGGGUCUAGAUGGCCCCACUGGAGAGAAAGGCGAACGAGGUGACCAAGGGAUUCCAGGACCAUCAGGAUUGCCAGGUCCCAUUGGACUUCCAGGAUUGACAGGAGAGAAGGGUGAGCCUGGGGAACAUGGAGACAAAGGAAAUCCAGGAGAAUCGAUAUCUGGCCCCCCCGGACCCCAAGGUCCUCCUGGACCUCCAGGUCUUCAGGGCCUCCCAGGACCUAAGGGGGAAGCAGGGAUUGAUGGAGUGAAAGGAGAGAAGGGUGCCCAGGGUGAAAAAGGAGACAGAGGGCCACUGGGAUUACCCGGUGCUUCAGGUUUAGACGGCAGGCCUGGACCACCGGGUACUCCAGGACCAAUUGGGGUUUCAGGACCAGCAGGACCAAAAGGAGAAAGGGGCAGUAAAGGAGAUCCUGGAGUUACAGGACCAAUGGGGCCAGCAGGGCUUCCUGGUUUACAAGGUCUGCCUGGUGACAAAGGAAUCCGGGGGGAGAGGGGCAAGAAAGGCUCUAGAGGGUCUAAAGGGGAUAAGGGAGACCAAGGAGCGCCUGGAUUAGAUGCACCCUGUCCGUUGGGGGAAGAUGGGCUUCCAGUUCAGGGCUGCUGGAAUAAGGGUCAAACUCCUUGGCUGAUAGCCAGAAAGUGAGUCUGAGGGUGGAGAAGCUUGAGAAAUGGCAGCAGAGUGAAAGGAGAAGGAGGACCUUCCUGAAGAUUUGCUGGAGAUGUUUUGCAAGUUGCCUCCCUGGAGCCUGGGAAGAGUUGUUGAGCUGCGCACCAGGAAUGUGCCUGCUUGAGGCUGCGGGAGCUCGGCAUGCCAGCGCUUUCUGCUUUGCUCUCUCUUCUCCCAGAGGCCAGAGGCAGGGGUCGAAAAUGACACCAUUUGUAUUCUUUUCCUUUGGUCAUUUUCGCUUCAUUCGACUUUUGUGGUCAGACUCUUCAGAUGAAGAAUUAAGCUCGUUUUCCAGCAGCGGCUGCAUAAAUGAGUGCAAGACAUAGACAAUAUUUCGGGGGAGGGGGGGAGGGGGGGAAUCCUUUGAUCUGAGAGAAAUCUUUCUUGAACGAUUCUCUUUAGGAGAAGCAGAGAACCCCCCGUGUUCAGCUCAGAGUGCUGCUCAGAGAGGACACGAUCACACUUUUUGCUUUCGUUUCUGGUUACCAGGUGACAGACUUCCACCUGUAUCACUGAUGAUUCCAUCUUUAACCUUUUCAUCACAAACUUUCUUCUCCUGUGAAAUUAUAAGGAAAUGACAUUGUUUUUUGAGUAUUUUUUUUAACUGCUCUGGAUUUUGAAGGCAUGAACUAUGUGUUCAAAGGAGGCAAAUGUGGAGUGUGGAAAAAGUCUGGUUUCACUGACUAAUUCCUUUGCUUCCUGUACUUGUGCUUUGGUCUCCACUGCACACACUGGAUGUACUUUGCCUGGAGCCCUCCAGAAAUGUUUUCUGCUGGCCCAUUAAGGCCCUUUUGUGGGUAUCUCUCCGCAGACGUACUUCCAGAUGGAAAAUAAGGAUCACAGAGGUUCAAUUCCACUGUUACAUGUUUUAAUACAUUCACUGAAGGGAAAUAAAGAUUUGGCAAAGUACUGAGGGCUUCGGAGGAUGUUUCCCAGCUGCCUGAAGGGCAGAAUAUACAAUCCUGGAUACCUCCUACCAACUGCAAACCUGGCAUGCCUUCCUCAGCCCCUGCUGCUGAAGAUUAAAUUCUGUUCACAUGUAAGCUCUAGUGUCUUGCCUCCACAGCUCUUGCAAUUUAUUAAAAAACCCCAAACCUAAAAUAAAUAAUUAAGUAUGUAUCUUAUGAACAUGACUCAUAACAUUGCUACUUCCCUGAGUGCAUUGGGAAUCCCGUUUGCCCAAGCACUAAAACACACAUUUAACUUUGAGCCCGUGAUUCCCGCUGGCCUAAAUGAUGCCAUUUGCAUACUGAAGUACUCUGGUGAGCCAGGGCCAUUGUUAUUAGAGCUAAUGAAUGAUGUUAUCUGAGUCAUUAGGCAGAAUUAAACGAUAAGCAAUUCAUGUUGCAGUUCAGAAAGAAAGAGCUGAUUUCAAGCUCAAAGGGAUGUAUUUAAACCAGAGCAAUCCCAGAUUCGAACGUCCUUUGUUAGCACUGGAGUCAUCCUGACCUUCUGAUAAGGACACCUGUACCUGACACCCACCUCCUCCUGCCAACGCACAGGAAGUCUACUGUUAAAAUAAUUCCAGGUUUACAAAGAUUGGGGGGGGAAGUCCUACUUUCAGUUUCAUCUGAAGAAUUGCAGGGUUUUUUCUUAAGGCUUCUAACGGAUGUAUUCAGUGCAUAGAGUAACAGGGGAAGAAAUUGUUUCAGUUAGGAACCAGACUGGUGGAAAGGUUAAUUUAUUUUAUUUGUAUUUUUUUUAUUUUUACUUUUUCUGGGGGGGAGGGGGUUGGAGGGAGAACCUGACCAGAACUGCAGGCGGUAGGUGUGCUUUUUUUCCUUCUUUUUUAUUGAAAACAUUUAUAUAUAUAAUUUGAUAAUGUUACUUUUACUGUUCUUUUUAUUAAUGAUUUUUUGGGGCAAUUUGUUUGCUCUGUUGUGUUUUCUUCUAGGUAUAUUUUUAAUGGGCUUUUAGAAUAAGUGUGUAAAAGUUCCUCACCGAAAACGUCCUAAGGACAUUUCUAUCGUCUUUUUUUUUCUCCCUAAGUUCAGUAGUAAAAUGGUGCUUUCCACAGGCAAAACAGUUUUCAGUGGGGGUAAACAUAUUCCCACAGGCCACACCGAGGGACCAGGUACCAGUGACCUCUCCCAGACAAAACAGCUCUCUCCACACUCUCCAUUUACAUUUACAAAGAUGAAAAGGGCUAUGUGAGGGACCAGCCGACUGGAAAUGGUCCCUUCCCACCUCGGGGGUCUGUCGGGAAGCAGCUGGUCUAGCAAGAGCCGCUGUGUCCCCUUCAGCUGCAUUCUACAGCCGGGCUAGAAAGCUCGUUAAAAUUAAAUUAAAAAGUCAUGUUUAUUUGAAGAUGGCAAGUUCUUGGAGGGUACCUGCUAUGGUAUUGCUGUCUCUUGUUAUUGUUUUCCCUCCUCGGAAUCCAGCAACACACUCAGGCUCCAGCUUAGCUUUAGGCUGUGCUUCACCCUGAGUCUAUCUGCAAAUGCUUUGCUGGAUGAGGGUCUCCCCUUCUUUUCCAUAUUUUUUUGUGGGUUUUUUUCCCCCUUCUCUUGUUUGUGUCCCUAUUGCUUCCAGAUGUUUUUGUCCUGGACAAAGUAGUUUCCUCCCUCCUACAUUUUCAGAAAAUCUCUGUUGGUCGCAUUUUGAUCAUUUUCCACUCACUGUUAUUAUCAAUCCUUCUGCCCUCCGUGUAGGCCUGCUUUGUUAAACAUUUUGAUCUGAUGGGAACGUCAUGGCAAAACAUGAAUUAAGAUUGUAGAUGUUUGUUGAUAUUUUUUAGAGUUGACUGUAAAGCUUCUACCGUUUAAAACACACGGCAGCAAAACCAGUGUAGCUCUGUAGCUUUCUUAUGAUCUCUGGUUUUUUUUUUGAACAGACUCAUUCUGAGUCCGAAUCUUGCAAAUUUUUUUUUUCACGAAAAACCUGCUAAACUUCUGUUUUUCCUGCAAAACGUGAGUUUGUUGAACUGCUGUUGCAAGGUUUAGUAGGUUAGACAUUGAUGACAGGUAUGAGAGGACUGGUUGUGGAGCCUGUGGAGUGCAACUUACACGCUUGCUUUCCAUUGUACGCUGUUUGUUGGUCUGUUGUCUCUGGUGGGGGUUUGCUGGGAGUGUGAAAUUCCAUUUUGUGAUAAUUCCAUUGGGGUUUUUUUCCCACAUUUGUGUUUCAAAGUGUUGCUUCAGUAAAUCUUCCCUUUUGCUCUCCUGCAAAGAUUUGCAUUUACCCUGAUGUUGCACCCCGCCAGCAGUGCCACAGACCGAGCAGUUUCACCCGUGUUUUGAGCCUUCCAAAGGAAGUGUGUCAUCUCCCUUAACUCCACAGCCUUUUCUGCAGCGGGAUGAUGUCCAUGAAAAGGAGAGAGGCAGCAAGACUGUGCAGGCCACCAUAAGGAGACUCCUUUUCUGAGCCUGGUCCCUCACCAUUCACUCAUGACCUGCCCCAUUACCACUCCCUUCGCUGUGUUAUUGUUCUCCCUCACCAGUCAAAGGCAGAGAAAACAUUGUCAUGGUCAUGUUCAGCCCAGCCCCAGAAGGACUGAGGUGACCCCCUGGAUGCAGGGAGGAGCCAUUCUCAUGGCUCCAGAUGUUGGGCAGUGCAGGGAUGGGAGGGAGUUCCUGAUCCUGGGGGAUGGCCUGCAGAUGUCACGGGCUCUCCCGCUGGCAGUGCCCGAGUUCCAGGCCACACUCCCACUGCGUGUGUGGAGGUAUUGCUCCUGAUGCCCUGGCUUGCAGGAGUGUCCCCCAUCCAGGGCAGUUCGUUUCACCAAGAAGUCAAGUUGUUGACCCUUGACAGGGUCCUCAGAGCGACAGAAAACCCCUCCCUGAUUCCGCCUAGAAUGCUUGUGUCACUGGCACUGCUCCUGUUUCUCGUCUGUACAUCAGUUGGACACCAAAUUGACCUAAUCCCUGCAGGAGAAUGAUUUCUGAAGCAACUUUAUGUUGUUACAUAUCUGGUUUCCUUGAAUUUUACAACAGAGAUUUUACUUUUGUUUUCCCUUUGGUGGCAUAGACUGUAGAAUAUUUAUUAUAGCUGUAGUAAAGUGAUGAUUUAUGAGUAGACCUUGACAGGGCAUUGUUUCUGUAUUUCUGUUACAAACACUGAUUAAUUAAGAUGUUUAAAUCUGAAUACACUUUUUACACUUUUUUUUUUGUUGUUUUUACAUUGAUGAACUUUUCAGCCUGUGUAUUGAAUAUCCGGUGUUAUUUGGCAUUCAUUAAUGUGUGUGCUGUGUAUACUUUGUGUUACCAGGAAUUUUUACUGUCAUUGUGCUGUUUCUAAGACAUUGUUUCAACUCCUUUUGACAUAGUUUAGCUAUUUGGAAUUUUUUGGCCUUCCAGACAAUUCUACACUAAGUAAUUGCUAGAAUGAAGAGAACAAAGGGCUGUUCUCUCCCACAAGCUUUUCAACCUCAGCAGGAGCUUCUUCAGCCAAAAUGAGCAUUUGAUUUUCUUCUUUCACUUUUUCCUUGUUAAUAUGACAACAUUCUUUUGUUUUGGUUUUCAAUCCUGGGAAUUCUGAAUUCCAUAUUGGCCAUUUCUAGCAAUAUUUUAGAAAAACAGAGAUAGCUGUGCCAUAAGGAGUUACUGAUCAUAACAGAAUUGAAAUACUGUAAUUAUUUUGGGGUUGUUAGUAGGUAUUUUUUCCACUAUUAAGUUUUUAAGCAAAUCUUUUUACAGUGUGAUAAAAUAUUAAAAAGACACUAAAGGACUAAGCACUCAACAUGAGGAAGGGGAUUCAGGUAAAUGAUUUCCAUCCAUAUGAAUGAAAAAUAGCUUAGGAAUUUUAAUGUCAGAACAAAUGCUGGGCUUCAGUUACCCAUCUCCUGUGUCCAUUAAUUAAUCCAGUGAUUUCAAUGAAACCACACCUGGCCUGGAAACUAAGGGCACACUUACAGGACUCACUGAGUCACUCCUCAGUAGAGUGAUUUAUCAGAUAAAGAAACUAGUGCUGAUGUUGUUCAGAGGUGCUGGUUUAUACUGUGAUAAAAACUGCUCCGCAGAGCUGUAUGUUGCUAUUUUAAAUACCUCAGCCUAGUAAUGACAUCAGGAGAACAAAGAUUCCAGGAGCAAGUUAGUUUGGGGAAUGGACUUUUGGAAAAUCAAAGGAGGGCUAAAAAACAAGAAGGAGGCAACAAAAAAUGUCUCUGGCUGGGUAGUUGUUGUAAUGGUAAACAUAAUAUGUGAAGUGUCAUCCUAUUGUUUUCCAAGAGGAGUCUGAUGAAUUGCCCGUGCCUUCUGUUGAAGCUUUACUCCUUUGUGUCAAUGUUUUAGUGAGGUUUCUGUUUUAAUUUAUAAAUUAAAUACAUACAUACAUAUUCCA
This is a messenger RNA of Lepidothrix coronata (blue-crowned manakin), 8203 nucleotides long. RefSeq names its product collagen type XIII alpha 1 chain (gene COL13A1). Lineage: Eukaryota; Metazoa; Chordata; Aves; Passeriformes; Pipridae. The transcript has 45 exons. Bases 464 to 2902 code for a protein of 812 amino acids. The record is from RefSeq and is a predicted model, not a curated record.